CGCUGGGAGGAGAAGAUCCCUGUUUAACCAUCUGAACGUGGAGAAACUGUAGGACUCAGCAACUUACUUACUGCAUCUCCUUUUACAUUCUCCAAAAACAUGACGACGUCAGCUCUUCCUGACCUCUGUCCAAAACUCGGAGUGGACAAAAGAAUACAAAACAUUUUUGUGACACAGCCGGAAGACACCAGACAGAGAAAGGAAGAGGCUGUCAACCAUGGGCCUGCUCUAGGGGCUUCAAGCAGUGUCCUAAAGGCAGGAUUAGUUGCCUUGAAAAAGGAUCUGGUCCUUAAGAAACAGGCAGAGUUGGACGAGGUGGACAUACAACUUUUACUCAAACAACAAGAGUUUACGAGGUGUAUGGAGACUCUGGCUAUGAGACGGUCAGAGCUCGAAAUUAAACAACAACAGACUAAAGAGAAGGUGAUGAAAUUUGAGAAGUUUGUUGGUGAAAAUGUGGUAAAGAGAAGUAAAGCACUGAAGAAAUGUGAAGCGACAAGGGUGGAGAACAUCUUGAAACAGAGCCUGAUAGAAGAUCGGGCAGAGCAACUAAAACAACUUAGAGCCAGAAAGCAAGAAUUAAAAGAGAGGAUGGAAAAAUACAAAAUCUAUGAGAACUUUUUAAUGGAAACACUCGAUUGUUUGCCCAGCAUUUACCGUGAUAGUGGGUCUGAAUCGUUGGUUAUGCCCAUCAUUCAGCGCCACAAGACCCUAUUUAUCACACAUCAGAAAUUGCUGCAACGCUUCGGGGAUAUGGAGGCAAAGGUGGAGCAGGGCCAACGACAACUGCGGAGCAUGAAGCAGGAGUGUGGCAUUAAAAAACUGACGGCCAGCAAAGAACUGCUGGAACUGCAGAGUGAAUUAGAAAUUCUCAACGAGCAAAACAAAAAGGCGGAAGUUGUCCUGCUGAUGCAGCAAGGAAUAUCCAGAGAGAAGGCCGAAGAGGUGGGAAAGCUGCUUAUGGCCAUCAACAACCUUGCAGAGCAGUGUUACCUUCCUGAAUAUGGAAAUCUGCAAAGCAUGAGCAAAGUGAUGAUGAUGGACAUGGUGAAGGAAUACAUUCUGGACAAGAUGGACACGGAGAAGAGAGCAAGAGUCCUGAUGGAGUCUAUCUCUGCAGGGGGCAGUAGAGAUGCUGUGACAGACAAAAGAUGGAGGGGAUCAAUUAAAAGCAUCAAAAGUAAAAGAAAAAUCCAAAACUCAAAGCCAGUAAAAAAAAAGUGAGAAAUAUAACUAAUAGUGCUUCUUUAGUUGAACACAAAAACAAAACUGAAGUAC
Molecule: messenger RNA, 1278 nt
Organism: Cololabis saira (Pacific saury)
Lineage: Eukaryota; Metazoa; Chordata; Actinopteri; Beloniformes; Belonidae
Gene: ccdc197
Product: coiled-coil domain-containing protein 42 homolog
Exons: 9
Coding region: 100-1224 (374 amino acids)
Source: RefSeq, a predicted model, not a curated record